Molecule: messenger RNA, 5609 nt
Organism: Schistosoma curassoni
Lineage: Eukaryota; Metazoa; Platyhelminthes; Trematoda; Strigeidida; Schistosomatidae
Source: the annotation of a GenBank genome assembly
GUCCCACAUAACUUGAAGGCGCUGGUGUUAGUGGGUCAAUCAGAUAUAUUAUCCAGUUGUUGUUAUGUACCUUUUUCUAAAAGUUUUUGACACUUAUUUCGGCAAUUAUGUGUCUGGCGGUCGGAACUAUCGAAACAUAUGUGUUAUAUGACACAAGUUACUAGGUUGAUUCUGCUAUAUUCCCAUCAGAAAUGAAUGUUUUACUGUGUUUCAGUCCUAUUGAAGAGCACGUGUUCUAUCAAGUGGCAUUUUUUGACUAGAUUCCCUGGAUAAGGUGUCUCGUACGAGACAUUCAUUACUGAUCCUGAUUCUUAAGUCUUGAUAUAUUACUAGCUGUAAGCUCUCAUUUAUUCUAGCCUUUCCUUGCACCUAAAGUGUUCGUCUAAUCUUCUAGACGAACAGAGAAGUAUUUUCGCUAUCUACUGUCCACAAUCGAGCGCAUUGAUCAUUCUGACUAUUAUGAUUUUACUUGUUCUUCGGGUAAAAUUUCUAGAAAGACUCAAUAUCGGUAUUAUUCAAUUUUGUUGUGUCGCGAAUUGCGGUAUAUCUCUGUUGUUACUAUUUUUCAGUCAUACCAUGUUUUUGGUUGUUGAUGGCAAUGGUAAUACUUAUAGCAUAUGUCGGACAUUCCGUUGCUUAAAAUGUCUUGUAUUUCAGUGGUUAGGAAGCAAGCAAUGAUAUACACACAGAUUCUCACCGGCGAGUGGGUCGUGUCUUCCUGAAGUUGUAAUAAACUUUCUCGAGUAUUAUAUGUUGGGUAUAAGAGGUUCUCUGACAGAUGAAAGUUUCGACACUUGUCCUUGAGGCAGAACUGUUAUUUAAUAGUGCUUCUGCACUCAUUCAAAAAACAUACACGGAAUAAACCUAAACUUACAGUUCGUCGUCAGACGUAGAAUUAAGUUUUAAAUAAUUUAGUGUGCUGGGACCUAAAAAAGAAAUCAGUCCACGUAUUCAACGGUUGCUUGACUGAGCCAUUUCAAGAGGUUCAGACUUCAUAUUUGAAGUUCACAAAGUAAUUGGAGUUCAUGACUGAAACCGUAGAUGACAUUUGUCAAAAUCAAUCUUAGUCAUAAGAAUGUGAAGGAUGACACAGGUAUUCAGUGUUUGACAACGCUUCUACCAGUAACACCUAAUAUAAUUCGUAACCACCCAGAGAAAUCAAAAUACAGAGUCGAGGAGAUUGGAAGAGUGUAUUUGGCGAUUACCAAUAUAUCGGAAUUAUCUGAUCUAAUUUGGCUAGCGAUUGCGGUAGAUGGGGAGUACAGCGUUACCACACGUGAUCUGGUGCGAAUGCAUGACCGAGCGCCUUCAGCUAGAUGAGUCCACUAAAACAUAUGGUCAGCAUCCAAUGUCGAAAACUUACAGAGCUAUUUAUUUUGGGGAUUUAUUUACCGCUACAAAUGUAUACAUGCUCUUUUUUCCUGUGGUUUCAGAGGGCACUGCUUCGUUGAUCCACUGACACGAUUAUCCUUUAGAACAGCAUGCGCAGAAGGGUUUUGCAUAAUUUAUUCUGGAGAAAAAAUAAACUGUUGCCGUUGGGAUUAGUGUGUUUUGGACUCCUAUUGAUUAUGUGGAUAAAAAUAGAUAAACUUGACCAUGAAAAUAACCAAAUCUUAGCACGUCAACCAAGUCAUAAGGAACUAAAAUAUCAAGAUGAGUCCCAAAAGAACAAUUCACUUAUUGGGAAUAAUCUAAAAAUACCUCAUUUUCCGAACGCUCGUCCAUAUCCUCCAAUUGACAAAGAUUUAAGUCAUGAGAAUGCGAAACGCCGAUCUGUCGAUGAUGAACACGGUGAAAAUCAUUUGCCUGAUAUUGUGCCGCCUGUUAAUGAGGACAAUAAUGUUCUUGUGCAACCUGACUAUAAGGAAAAGUCUAGAAUUAUGGGCGGUAAUGAACCUGUUGAAAGCAGCCAUUCAGAUAAACUAUCAGUCAUAGCCAAAUUAGGCUUAUCUCCUAGUUCUCCUCCUCCAAAAAGCGACGAAUACUCAACAGGUCCAGGUGAAGGUGGUAAAGCAUAUACAGUAAAUCGUGAAGACUUAUCACCAGCUGAACAGUUAAUAUUCGACAAGGGUUGGGAAGAUAAUGCCUAUAAUCAAUAUGCUAGCGAUCGAAUUAGUGUGAGACGAUAUUUACCAGACUAUAGAGAAGGAGCGUGUAAAGUCGAUAAAUAUAGAAGUAAUCUGCCCUCAGCAUCAAUUAUAAUUUGUUUUCAUAAUGAAGCUUGGUCAGUAUUAUUACGUUCAGUACAUUCAGUGAUAGAUCGAUCUCCACCAAGUUUGUUAAAUGAAAUUAUACUUGUUGACGAUUUCUCUGAUCGUCCCUAUCUCAGAGAAGCACUAGAAGAAUAUAUGGGAAUGUUAAAUAUUGUCAAAAUUGUUCGUACUAAAAAACGUGAAGGAUUGAUCAGAGCAAGAAUGAUUGGUGCAGAACACAGUACUGGGAAAGUGCUCGUAUUUCUAGAUUCGCAUAUUGAAUGUACCACAGGUUGGCUUGAACCACUUUUAGAUCGUAUUGCUUACAAUUCGUCAAUUGUUGUUGUUCCUGUAAUAUCGACUAUAAGUGAUAAAACGUUGAAGUUUAAUUUUCUUAAGGCGACUCAUGUUCAAGUUGGUGGAUUUGAUUGGAGUUUAACAUUCCGAUGGCACGAACAAACUGAACGUGACAAAAGUCGACCUGGUGCACCAUAUUCACCUGUUAGAUCACCUACCAUGGCAGGUGGUUUAUUUGCUAUAAGUCGUGAGUAUUUUAAUCAUCUUGGGAAGUAUGAUUCUGGUAUGGAAAUAUGGGGAGGUGAAAAUUUGGAACUGUCAUUCAAAGUUUGGAUGUGUGGUGGUAGUUUAGAAACUGUCGUAUGCAGUGUUGUUGGACAUAUUUUUCGUAGUCGUUCACCAUACAAAUGGAAUAUUAAUGUAAAAGAUCCUUUGAAAAGAAAUCUUCUCCGUUUGGCUGACGUAUGGCUUGAUGAUUAUAAACGAUUUUAUCAUGCUCGUAUUGGAUUUAACACUAUUGAUUUUGGAGAUGUUUCAGAACGCAAAGCCUUACGAGAAAAACUGAAAUGUCACUCAUUUGAUUGGUAUUUAACCAAUGUUUAUCCUGAAUUAUUUGUUCCUUCGAAAGCUUUGGCUUCUGGUGAUAUUGAAAGUGCUGCUGGUCCACACUGUUUGGAUUCACCAACUCCUCGUACUGGAGAUAAAAAACAAACUAUUAUCAAAAUAUGGCCAUGUCAUAAACAAGGUGGCAAUCAAUUUUGGUUAUUAUCACCUAACAAUGAAAUUCGACGUGAUGAUUUUUGUUUUGAUUCUGGUACGAAAAACAAUACCGUUGGUUUAUAUCGUUGUCAUGGUGCACAGGGUAAUCAAAAGUUUACUUAUGACGAAGACAAUACUAUUCGUCAUGAAGGACAAUGUUUAGAGAUCAAUAUUGAAAAAUCCAGUGUUCAACUUACCUCAUGUACUGGAUCAUUAAAGCAACAAUGGAAAUUUAAUCGCAAACCGUAUAUCCCAACCGCUAUAGAUUUUAAUCGAUUUUAAUAUUGACUGAACACAUUGGAAUAAUUACCAAUCUAUUAUUUCAUGUUCAUCUACUUCAUGUGUAUAUAUAUAUCUAUUAACAUGUAUUUGUACUAACAUGAGAAAGCAACAAUGUCUUUCCUUAGAUGUACAAUCUGUUUAAAGAAAUGUUUUGUGAAUAGAAUGGAAAGUACACAAAUAUUGUAUUAUGCUACCAAUUUUUUAGUUGUUCUUUUGUUUUUUGGUGUGUUUUCAACAUCCAAUGUGUAAAUUGGUUAAGCCUAGUGAUAACAUAUCAUCAUUCUCAUUUUUACCAUUUUGUUUAUCUGUGAUAACAGUUACGUAAUAUUUAUAUAAAUUUGUGAAAAAUUGCAAUCAAUAAAAUAAACAAACAAACAGACAAGAUAGAUAACCAGUAUGAGUUCAAUUUUUUUUUAUAUAUAUAUUCACUAAUGUGCCUUUCUCACGGUGUUUGGUUAUUUCUCAUUAAUAAAAUUAAUAAUAUGUAAUGGAAUGUAUGAAUAAACGAUGCUCAAUAUUUUGUUUACUUAUUAUCUACCCCUCAACUUUAUGGUUGUUAUUCUAUAGAAUGAUGGUUUGUUUUCAAAGUGUAUUUUAGUUUAUUUUUCAUUACGAAACUCUUUUGUUUUGCUUCACAACAUGUUUCCCAUCCUUUGAAUUAUGAGGCUGUUGCACAAUCAUCUUUCUCGUUCAUUUCAGAUAUAUAUAUAUGUGGAGAAAUGGUUGUAUUACCCUUGUUGUUGUUUUAUGUAUCAAAUUAAUUUAUUUCAUUUUAUUCUUUAUCCAUUAAAACAAACUGUAUGUAAGUGCCUAUUGAGAAUUGAGACGUGAAUUUCUCUUGAUGAUAAUUAUUAUUAUUUUGAGCUAUUUUAUAAACUUCUGUAGAGUAACAAAUAUCGUUAUGAAACAAUGUGACCAUGAUCUUAAGUUUUUUUUUACAUAUUUCGUUUUCUCUCGAAUUAAAUAUUUUAUAACUGACUUUUCUCAAAACUUUUUCAAUUGAAUGAAGUGCAUUCGAUGGUUUAACGUAGUUACAUGAUUGUCAGAUUGGUUUUUGCUUUAUACUAAUGAUUCAGUCUUCUCACACUGUUCACAGUUAUACUUCAAAUUGAUGUCUGCUGAUGCCCUGGUACGGCCGAGGGUGAGGAGAGUUAGCUUUCCCUGUCGAAAUGCUCUGAUAUGGCCGUGCGAAAACAGACACUGCCAGGGAAGACCUGCUCACUGCCUUCUCGCGGCGAGCGUGUUGCUUACGAAAUUGAGAGGAUGAAAAGUGGAUGUCCAGCACUUUAACCGGGUUGGUGUAUAUGUAGAAUCCAUCUAGGUGAGUUGGAAAAUCCUGGUUCCAAACCAAUGGUGCACAUGGGUUCUAGGAUCCUGAAGGAACAAAUGGCGUAUGAACCACUUAUUGGUCACCGCCCACCAUGAGACUGCAUUUUCUUACGUUGCUCCACUGCCUUGUGGAUCAGACCUUUGGUUUCUAGUGCUGAUCGAAUCCUACCGAUCAGGUUUCAAUGUGGCCAUUAGUCUAGGUAACUCAACGUCAUAUGCUCUAUGUUCGAUGCUAACUGGUUGAAGGUGGUCUUCAAAAAACAUUAAGUCUUAACAGCUCAGUUAUCACACUCAUAAAAUGACGAGAAAUUAACGUGGUGACAACAAAAUGGAAAAGAGAAUCUGUUGAAUAUACGCUGUGUAUGUGUACCACUUGCACAGUAGCUUCCAUUGUACUUAUCUGCACAAAGCUAAUGUCAAACGACUGACUAAAUUUCAAUGAACUAAAUGACGAACGUAUGCUGAAGAUAUAUCCACAAACGUAUAAUUGCCUGGUAAACACUAUCAUUGUUUCGUAAAGAAAAGUUGGUUUACAAUUCACGCUUGCCGAAUAAUGACCAUUAUUUGGCAACAAUAACAAGAUUUUCCUACAAACACAUGCUAGCUGUAAGUAAUUUGCUUCAAUAGUUGUAAAUGAGAAGCCUUUAAUAAAUUGAUAUUUGUCAAUGUUUUGUCCAAAAUAUUCGCUAUUUUAUUUGUUAAUAUUAGCUUUAUUAAAUAUUAUAGUUUUGAUAAAAUAUAGAAUUCUCA